UCAUCAAAGAAUCAACCUUGACUUCCUCCCCCCUUCCCUUCUUCUCCGUCCUGAUUCAUCCUUCCCUCCCUCCGUAAAUCCCUCCCAAUUCAAAGUUUUCCCAAUUUAGGGUUUUCAGAUUGUCCCAAUGAAAUAACCUUGUUGGGUCCAAGCAACAACAAGAAGAAGAAUGCUGGGUUCCACCGCGUCGAAGUGGUACAGAGUCGGCGGGCUUCUCCUCCACCACAAACCCCACCGGAGCUUCAAUUCAACCGCCUUUGCCGCCAGAACCGCCUUCCACGGCAGCCCCAUUCGUCUCCCAAAGCCUUUGACUUCGAACCCCGUUCGCACAGCAUCAAUAUUCCCUUUCCGUAUCAACGCCUUCAUCGCCGAUGCUACAUCCACCCCUUCUCCGCCGGACGGGCGGUCAUUGUUCUCCACUUUGCCGGACAAGAACAACCCGACUCCUAGAGUUUCUAAAGGGAAUUCCGUCGAACAGAUUACGAAUGUGCAGAUUUUCCGAACUCUAGCCAGUUACUUGUGGAUGAAAGAUAACUAUGAGUUCCGCAUCAGGGUCAUUGCUGCGUUGGGGUUCUUGGUUGGAGCGAAGGUCCUCAAUGUGCAGGUGCCCUUCCUUUUCAAGCUUGCUGUUGAUUGGUUGAGCUCGGCUACUGGCAAUGCCACUGCUCUGGCUUCUUUCACCGCAGCCAAUUCGACCCAGUUGGCGCUUUUUGCAACCCCGGCUUCCGUUUUGAUUGGAUAUGGGAUUGCACGUACUUGUGCUUCUGCUUUCAACGAAUUGCGGACUGCCGUGUUUUCUAAGGUAGCGCUGCGAACAAUCCGAUCGGUAUCUAGGAAGGUCUUUUCUCAUCUGCACGACCUUGGUCUUCGAUAUCAUCUUAGUCGAGAAACCGGUGCACUAAAUAGAAUAAUUGACCGUGGUAGCCGUGCAAUAAAUUUUAUUCUCUCAUCUAUGGUGUUCAACGUUGUACCUACCAUCUUAGAGAUAUCUAUGGUUUCAGGUAUACUGGCUUACAAAUUUGGAGCACCUUUUGCAUGGAUAACUUCACUAUCCGUUGCUGCAUAUGUCGCAUUUACAUUGAUUGUCACACAGUGGAGGACUAAGUUUAGGAAGGCCAUGAAUAAGGCUGAUAAUGAUGCUAGUACAAGGGCAAUCGAUUCACUUAUAAAUUAUGAGACCGUGAAAUAUUUCAAUAAUGAAUCUUUUGAAGCCACCAAAUAUGAUGAGUACUUAAAGAGGUAUGAGGAUGCUGCUUUAAAAACACAACGCAGUCUGGCUUUUCUGAAUUUCGGCCAAAAUAUUAUAUUUAGCACGGCUCUAUCAACUGCUAUGGUGUUGUGUUCAAAUGGUAUUAUGAGUGGCAAUAUGACAGUUGGUGAUUUGGUCAUGGUGAAUGGACUUCUAUUCCAGCUCUCGCUUCCACUCAAUUUCCUUGGUAGUGUUUAUCGUGAGACUAUACAGAGUCUGGUUGACAUGAAAUCUAUGUUUCAGUUACUGGAGGAAAAGGCUGAAAUUGGUGACAAAGCUGAUGCAAAGCCUCUGGAGUUACGCGGGGGAAGCAUUCAGUUUGACAAUGUACACUUCAGUUACCUGACAGAAAGAAAGAUUCUUGAUGGAAUAUCAUUUGUUGUACCUGCUGGAAAGAGUGUGGCUAUCGUUGGAACCAGCGGAAGUGGCAAGUCCACCAUUCUCAGAUUGCUCUUCAGGUUCUUUGACACCCAUUCUGGAAGUAUAAAGAUAGAUGGUCAAGAUAUUCAGGAUGUAACACUUGAGAGUCUACGGAAGUCCAUUGGUGUUGUGCCCCAAGAUACUGUACUUUUCAAUGACACAAUAUUUCACAACAUUCAUUAUGGUAAUCUUUCAGCACCAAAAGAAGAGGUGUAUGAUGCAGCUCGACGUGCAGCAAUACAUGACACCAUCAUGAAGUUCCCUGACAAGUAUUCUACUGUCGUAGGGGAACGAGGGCUCAAGUUAAGUGGUGGUGAGAAACAGCGUGUGGCACUGGCUCGUGCAUUCUUGAAAGCACCUCCAAUUCUUUUAUGUGAUGAAGCUACAAGUGCACUAGAUAGCACCACAGAAGCAGAAAUAUUAACUGCAUUGAAGUCCUUGGCAACUAAUCGAACAUCAGUUUUCAUUGCCCAUAGGCUAACCACUGCAAUGCAGUGCAACGAGGUAAGCAUAACUAAUCGAACAUCAGUUUUCAUUGCCCAUAGGCUAACCACUGCAAUGCAGUGCGAUGAGAUAAUAGUUCUGGAGAACGGGAAAGUAGUUGAGCAGGGAUCCCAUGAUGUUCUAUUGUCUAAGGCAGGACGAUAUGCACAGCUCUGGGGACAGCAAAAUAACACAAUUGAUGCACUUGAUUCCACCGUUAAAUUGGGGGCAUGACCUUGUUCCUAUUCCUCCGCCCCUCUCUCCCUACCAAAAUAAGAAAGAGUGGCUUAAGUAGCUGUAUUUUUUUUUGUCAGUCUUGCAGUACUUUAUUAGCCACCUUGGAUAACCAACUUAUAGAUACAUUGGAUUAGUAUACAUGAGGAUGCACUUGGGUUUAAGCAAGGAUCUCGCGCACGCUUGAAAAAUCAAUAAAUGGCAUGUGUAUUUUGCCAUACGGUUCUUCUUUGGUCUUCACUUGACAAUAAGUUUCAAGCACAAUGUAAGGUAUGUAGUACUGCUUGGUUCCUUCUGAUAAAUUGUACAGUAGCCAGUUUAGCUUUGAGAAGCAUGCGCUGUUACCUUUGCAGCCUAUGAUCAUCGGAAAAAAUUUUGUGUAAAUUAGCUUACUGAUACCCGAAACAGCUUCUUAACUAUGUCCUUGCUGCUCAGGAUUGAAUUCAGUUCACUUUUAUACAUCAUUUUAGGAAGGAUUGUGGAAUUUUUUCCGUUCCAUUUGUUAGUCAGAGUUCUCCAUUGUAUCACUUGUGCACUAUUUGUAAACAAUAGAGUUUGGCUUUGUGCUUUUAGUUCUAUCCAUCCAUGCACAAGAUGUAAAUCAUUUUGGCAAUUUGUGUUUA
This is a messenger RNA of Pyrus x bretschneideri (Chinese white pear), 3009 nucleotides long. RefSeq names its product ABC transporter B family member 25, mitochondrial. Gene Ontology annotation, molecular function: ABC-type transporter activity; ATP hydrolysis activity; ATP binding. Gene Ontology annotation, biological process: transmembrane transport; intracellular iron ion homeostasis. The record is from RefSeq and is a predicted model, not a curated record. Gene Ontology annotation, cellular component: mitochondrial inner membrane. Lineage: Eukaryota; Viridiplantae; Streptophyta; Magnoliopsida; Rosales; Rosaceae. The transcript has 18 exons. The coding region runs from base 170 to 2386 and encodes 738 amino acids.